Hemibagrus wyckioides is the source of this 1043-nucleotide messenger RNA. RefSeq names its product prostaglandin-H2 D-isomerase-like. The coding region runs from base 245 to 598 and encodes 117 amino acids. The transcript is spliced from 7 exons. The record is from RefSeq and is a predicted model, not a curated record. Gene Ontology annotation, molecular function: small molecule binding. NCBI's taxonomy places the organism in Eukaryota, Metazoa, Chordata, Actinopteri, Siluriformes, Bagridae.
UUUUCUUUGACACCAAACUGAUUCAGUAUCGAAUAUAACGUUACGCUCUGUCAGGUGGGAGAGUGAAGACCAGAUAAGAGAAUGUCUUCUCCCUUCAUCUCCAGUCUCACAGAUACUUUCUUUCAGAAAUGUAUCCUCCAGGUGAAGUUCUUCUCCAGACUCCUCUUUUGUUCUUCAGUCUGACUCGAGGGUGUAUAUUAGUUUCUGCUCAGCACUGCUCUCCAGCAUUCACUCUGGAGUCACCAUGGCGACCACAAUGCUGGGACUUCUGGGAGUUUUUCUCUUUAUUUUUACCACAAACACACAACUACAAGUGUCGGCCGACUUCAACAUCAGCAAGGUGGAAGGAAAGUGGUACCAGACAGGUGUAGCCACCAACGCCAAGUGGUUCACAGACAGUAAAUGGAUGAAGAAGGUGUCUGUCGCUAUCCUGACUCCCACUGCUAACGGAGACGUGAACAUGAACGGCUCAGUGAUCCUGACUGAGAACAGUAAAGACACAUCCUGUCUGAGGUUUAAUCUUUUUCUGAAGAAAACCAAAACCACAGGAAAAUUUAUCCUCUACAACACCCGUUUCCAGACUAGGAAUGAUUUGUAAUGCGUUUUGGAUGUGAAGUAUGAUGAAUACAUAAUCGUCCAGAACAGAUGGAACAUAAAGGAAGGAGUCGUCUUCAUAAACAAGCUCUUAACCCGUACGCCAGUGGUCAAUCCAUUAAUUAAGCAGAAGUUCAUGCAGAUUUCCAAAUCAAACAAAAACACUGCAGAGAAGAUCGUCAUCCUCCCGAUGAAGGGUGAAUGUGUUUGAGGAUGGGACACUGACCCCUGUUGCAGUCUUCACUUUAGCUUCACAGAUAAAUUACAGUUAGCCUCCUGAUGACCGUUUCACCUCCUCUUCUCUACAGAGGGACUUUAAACAUGUCUACAGCUUCAAACAAUAAAGAAAUGAUUACUGCUGUCUGUGGGUUGUGGCUUUUAUUUUUAGUCUUUCUGCUCCUGUAUUUUACAGAAAUGUGUAGAUAUGUUUAUUAAAAGCAGACAGAAAC